GUGCAAAACCACCUUUACCUUUCGCGCAACCGUGCUCAAUGCACUGUCUCUUACGUCACAAUCGGGUGAAGUCGAUCUUUUACGUGUCCAUUUCUUUGGCCUCCUCGUUCCCGAUAACUUGAUUUUGGCGCUGUUCUGCUCUGCCUGUUCGUUGGUCGUUGGUAAGUCGGGUUGGUGAUAGUGCAGUUUCUUCUGUGCAAAAUCUGAUUUUUCCUUUCUAAGCUUUAGGAUACAAAAAAUAAACACAAACAUGUUCGCCUGUGCUAGAUUGAUUGCCCCUGCCACCAGAAGCGCACUUGUUGCCAGCUCGAAGCAAUACCUGAGGCCACUGAGCAGUGCCGUAUGUCAACAGACGCAGGGUAGCCAAAGAAGUCAGAGCCUCAUUGAGUCCGUACAGAACAGACCAGCAUUGAUGCCAGCCAUCCGUUCUUUCCACGCCACACAACCCACCAGAGAUAUCGACUCUGCAGCUAAAUUCAUUGGCGCUGGCGCCGCCACAGUAGGAGUUGCUGGUUCAGGUAGGUUUGAAUACAGGAAAAGUAAAAGUUGUUGAGAUAUAGAGGUUUCUAGAAAGUUGUCUCGAAGAUAGUUGACAGUCCAAAAUCAAUUUUUUAUCAAAUCGGCGGGCACACAACUUGCAACAAAAGCAGCAUUAAAAUUGGACUGUACUUUGAUUCCAUACUGAGUGCCAAAUAUGGAAUUGUGGAUUCAUCAGCUUGCCAGUCAAGCAUUUUGAAUAUUAAAUUCGAGCUUUCUGAUUGCAUAGUCGAAUUUUUAGACAUACCUAUAAUGCUUAUAUAAAAUAAGUGAGAAACUCAAACUUGAUUAGGAAUUGACAAAAUUUUGCAAAGUGUAUUCUUUGAACUUUAUUCUUGAUCUUUUGAUCUAUGUUAUCAUCCUAAGGAGCAAAGUAAUUGAGAUUAUUGCUAAAUGCUCUUAACUAAGUUAAUGAGAACCUCAGCAAAGCGAUGAGAACUGGAUCCAUAUCAAUACUUGUUAAAAAUUUUUUUAAAAUUCUCAUAGCUAUAUGUCAAGAACACCACAAUGGACUUCAAAACUUUUUUAAAAUGUAUCAAUAAUCACUCUGACUUUCACAUUGUGAAGCAAAUUUCACGAUUUUACAUCAAAGUUUGAGUUUCUCAUCUAAUUAGUGGUUGAUGACAAUGACUAUGGCUUACAUAAAAUAAAAUAUAUAUGUAGAAAACCGCAGAUUUCAAUUCAUAAACUAUAAUGAGGAAAUUUCUCAAAUUUUCUUUGACAAGAAUUUUACCAAGGUGCUCUCAUUCAAAAACCCAGUUUUGGUAUAUCAAUUUGACAUGUUAUAUGGGUGGUAAAACUUGAGGUUAAUCUCCUGAAUCGAGUUUGACAAUUCGACAAUAAAAUUGAUUUCAUCAAUGACAUUCACUUCACAAAAAUGGCAGUCACCUAGAAACAUAAAUCACAUAAAUUGAGAUCAAGCUCAAUUUCAUGAAGUCUGGUCUAAUAAUGCGAUGCAUUCAGUCCAGCGGAAUCGUCCUUUUAUCCAUUAUUUGAAUUCCUUCCUCGAUUUUUUUAUCGAUUUCAGUGCCAUUAGAAAAAGAAAAACUUGACAGGAACUUAAUGAGAGGACAAAAGAAUGAUGUAACCUAUUGCAAUAUUUCAGCGAUAAAAGUUUGAUUAUAUGAAUUAACUAGAUCUGAUAAGGUCAAAAUUGAGAGUACAUUAAUCAUGAAUAAACGAGAUAUUGUUAAU
Acanthoscelides obtectus is the source of this 1731-nucleotide messenger RNA. The record is from the annotation of a GenBank genome assembly. NCBI's taxonomy places the organism in Eukaryota, Metazoa, Arthropoda, Insecta, Coleoptera, Chrysomelidae.